Molecule: messenger RNA, 1539 nt
Organism: Dracunculus medinensis (Guinea worm)
Lineage: Eukaryota; Metazoa; Nematoda; Chromadorea; Rhabditida; Dracunculidae
Source: the annotation of a GenBank genome assembly
AUGAGUGUAUGCCCACACUGUGGAUGUGCGGAAUUCGAUGACGAUGCUGGUCGAGGCGAUAUUGCAUGUGUUGGAUGUGGCGCAUUACUUGAAGAAUCAGCUAUUGUUUCGCAGUUGAGUUAUGUGGAAAAUGCUGGAGGGGGAUAUAAUGUUGUCGGUCAGUUCGUUCCUCAAGACCGACCUCAACCAACUGGCUUAUCAAUAGGUGGUGUAUUUCGUCAAGACUCACGUGAAGUUACAUAUUCGAAAGGAAAGCGUUUGAUAAUCUCAAUCGCUAAUCAACUUCAUAUCACUCCACAUUGUGUCGAUACAGCAUUUAAUUUCUUCAAAAUGUGUGUGUCGCGUAAUCUAACGCGUGGCAGAAUACGAUCUCAUGUUGUUGCUGCUUGUUUAUAUAUUACUUGUCGACUUGAAAAUACUUCGCACUUACUUUUAGAUUUUAGCGAUAUAACUCAGGUUAAUGUUUUUGAUUUGGGUCGCACGCUUACCUUUGUCACUCGAUCAUUAAGGAUUAACCUACCCUCGACAGAUCCGUGUUUAUAUAUUCUUCCAACUCGAUUGGUGCAACGGAUGAAACGCGAUUCGAUUGCAACGGGACGGCGACCAACUGGACUUUGUGGUGCUGCUUUACUUCUUGCAGCUCGGCGUUAUAAUUUCAAUCGUACAAUUAAUGAUAUUGUUAAUGUAGUUCACGUAAGUGAAGCUGUCGUUCGCAAACGAUUGGAUGAAUUUGGGCAAACGCCAUCCAGUGAACUUACAAUUGAUGAAUUUGCAACGAUUGAUUUAGAACGUACCGAAGAUCCACCUGCUUUUCGUUUAGCACGAAAAAAGAAUCAAGAACAGUUGUCUUUAGAGGAAGAAGAAAUAUUAAAAAACUUGGAGUCGGAGAUUCAACCUAUGGAAGAAGAGGUUGAAAAAGCUUUGGAGCAGAAACGACGUGAACGAUUUAAAAAAACAUCUUACGCGAAAAUGUUGGCUGGUCCCUUAUCUAGUGAAAAUUCGCCUGAAAUGUCCAUUGCUGAACAGAUUGUUCGGGACGAGAUAGUCGAAUUCGCUUUUGAGGAAGCUGAACCCAGAUUGGGAAUGUCUUCAUAUUAUGCUCCUUCUCUUCAGAGCCUUGGUAUAUCUGAUCCAUUGAAACCAUCUAGUGAAAAUUUUAGCAGAAUUAACGAUGAUGAAAUUGACACUUAUAUAUUAUCAAAUGAAGAGGUCGAAUUAAAAUCGAAACUUUGGAUGAAAACUUUUUUCAUCUAUUUUCCAUCAUAUUUUCUUUAUAUGGCUCUCUAUAUUUUCUACUGCUCUUGUUCGUUUUUUUUCGAUUACUUUGAGAAAAAAUUAUCGAAAAAAAUAAACUACGAUCUUCUUAAUGUCGAUGAAUUCCCGGAUUUUCUAACUACUGCAUCGGAAUCUGAGCUUAAAACUAAGAUAAAAGAACCAGUAAAAGUUAAUGGUAGCGGCCGUAGUACAGAGUUUUCAUCCAAGAGUCCAAAACAAGAAUUUGGUACUUCGCAGGUUUGUUAUUCUUUAUUUAAAAUUUAA